AUGCAAUUGUCAAUAUUAAUUGUGAGCCGUGCAGCUGCUGCUGAUGUGGCUCCUAAAACAUAUUGGAAAUCUGUGUUGCCAAACACUCCCAUCCCCAAAGCUGUCUCUGAACUUCUAAAUAUUGGUACUCGUGUUGAUAAAACCAGCUACAUUGUUGGUGAACAAGACGGCAAGCAUACAACAACGGACAGCCAUUUCAAUUUAGAUUCAGAAGGGGCGCUUCUUAUCCUCGAAAAGGACAUGUAUCAAGGCCACGCAAUGAACAUACAAUUCAUCACCGAGACAACCAGUCUUUCAUCAUCAACGUUUUUGCCACGUAAAGUAGCUAACACAAUACCCUUUUCAUCAAAGAACCUUCCCGAAUUGUACUCACGUUUCUCCAUCAAACCUGGGUCUAUAAAAUCCGAAUCAUUGGAAAAAACUAUCAAUUUAUGUGAAAAGAAAGGUAUCUCAAACACGUAUUGUGCAACUUGCUUAGAGGACAUGGUGGAUUUCACUACAUCUAAAUUAGGUAAAAAGGUAACAGCUAUCUCCACAGAGGUAAUUCACCCUAACAAAUUCCAAAAAUACACCAUAGACAGCUCAAGGAAGGUGGCAACAAAUAAAUUUGUGGUAUGUCACAAACUGAGCUACCCAUAUGCGGUAUUCUAUUGUCACAAAACCAUGAAUACUAGAGUGUAUUUGGUAUCUUUGGUGGGUGAAGAUGGAACAAAAGCUAAAGGACUUGCAAUAUGUCACGAUAACGGCGCAAAAUUGUAUCCUAAAGAUUUGGUGUUCAAGGUUUUGGGAGUGAAUCCCGGGACUACUCCAAUCUGUCAUUUCCUACCUGAAGAUCAUGUUGUCUUUGUCCCUUACUAA
Messenger RNA from Erigeron canadensis, 858 nucleotides. RefSeq names its product BURP domain-containing protein 17-like. The transcript has 4 exons. Lineage: Eukaryota; Viridiplantae; Streptophyta; Magnoliopsida; Asterales; Asteraceae. Bases 1 to 858 code for a protein of 285 amino acids. The record is from RefSeq and is a predicted model, not a curated record.